CUGUCCUUGGGGCUGUCAAAGAUAUAAACGUCUCCCGUCCCCGGAGCUACCUAACGUACACCACUGCUUCCUACUUUAAAAAUCCGUGUUUCUUCAAGAACGACGAUAUUUAACUAUAACUACCGACAUCAGAAAUAUUUACAGUAACAAUAACAAGUUCAAGGACAUUCAUAAUCAACAUAAACUUUUCGAGUCGAGCCUGCCAGCCUCUCGACUUAUACACCGAAGGUCGUUGCCUACUGCGCUUCUGCAUUAACUCAACUCAACCCCGGGUCCCGUUGACACAACAACCUUCCCUGAGAAGCUUUUUGUGCCCUUAGCUGCAGCAACGCAGGACACAAGAAACUUAUAUAUAAUAACUGCGGGCAUACACAUCCUGCACGUCUCAAUGACUCUACCCAUUUCGCCAAUUUCUUGCUCGUCAAGUGGGCAUAUAAAAGAGGCUCCCUCGCCGCUUCCAAGAUCGUUCAGAGUCGUGCCUACCAUCAUUGCUCCAUUACAAACACCUCCGACUUUCGGUCAACGCCACCAAACCUUUGGACACCUGCCUCCAAUUGUUACAGACAACAUUCACACACUAUCUCCCCCACAUUAUCAUCAGGAUUUCAACAUGCCUUCGCCUAGACAAAGCGCAUCACGAGCCCCUUCCAAGAAGGGCACCUGGACGGAAGCCGAGGACAAGGCUCUCCAGGAGGCAAUCCGUGCCCGCGGUGGACCUUAUGAGUGGGUUCAGAUCUCAAACGCCAUGGGCGGCGCCAGGACACCAAAGCAGUGCCGUGAGAGGUACCACCAGAACCUCAAGCCGUCAAUCGAUCACAGGCCCAUUACCGAGGAGGAGGGUCGCCAAAUCAUCGAGCUGGUCAACCUGAAUGGCAGGCGCUGGGCCGAUAUCGCCAGAACACUUCACAACCGCACCGACAACUCGGUCAAGAACUGGUGGUGUGGUCGCCAGAACAAGCUGAAGAUGGCCGAGAAGAAGCAGAUGGCACAGAGGAAAGCUGAGCAAGAUGCCAAGGCAGCAGCAAAGAUGGCAUCAAUCGGUACUGGUCAGCGCUUCCGCAUGCCCGACGUGCCUAGGGUUGACCCUCGGGACAUUGCCGGUCAGAUGCCUCUCCCUGGAUCCUCGAGCUACAGUCACCCUCAGGAGCACGAAUUCCCCCAGAUCCAUCAACGCCGCUAUGGCCAGACGCUUCAAGAGUACCAAGAUGAGCGCCGAUACAGAUACAGUGGCAACCACCAGUUCAACAACCCUUCGUCCCCCGGCGAGCAGAGCUGGGCUUUUUCGAACAACGGACGCCCGGUUUCUCGCGAGUCGCUUCCGUGCUUGACCCACGAGGUGGAGUCGGUCUGCACCGACGAGGCGAGGUCACCCGCCAGGCUGCCUAGCAUCCACUCCUUGGCACCUUCGCCCAUCAUCAGCCACGAGAGCCGGAGGAACUCGUACCACGAGGGGCUCCCCCCUCUGUCACCCAUCUCCAAGCAGUGGCAAGAUAGUAGCGAGAGCUACCGCCCCAACGUGAAGGCCAUCAAGGCCAAAGCUUCAGCCAAGAUCUCGAUCGCCUCCAUCAUGAACUAAAUGUUUGUUUAUUUCAAGCAUUUCAUCUUUGAUUGUCUUGACACAGCAGUUGAAAAGUCCACGCGAGUCGAUCCGAAAACAAAAAAAACUACCACAAAAAAAAGAAACCAAGAAAGGAAAACAAAAAAAAAAGUUGCAAUGUAACAACAAAAAGUAUGGUCACUUAUAUCUUCAUCAUUAAUAUCUCUUGCACUCGACACCAACCGCAAUCAGAACUCAACAACACGCCAUCAAAGGCAACAACGGUAGUCAUAAUCUGACUCUACAACGAGGGUCACCUACCAGCAUCAUUCAUUUGAUCGCGUGUGCGGCAUGUUUCAUUACAGCCGCUUUUUUUUCCUUUAUUGUUUGGCCAUGUCCCCCCAUCGGGUUUGACUCGGUUUCCAUUUUCAGGGUUUCUUUUUCUAUUCCUCUAUCCAUAACAUUCACUUAUUCAUCCAUUCAUUCAACCGUCACAUAUGGGCUUCCAGCGCGGAGUUGGAUAUAGGAAAGCGUUUUGUAUUUUGUAUUUUGUAUUUUUUUUAUCUUAUUACGGCGGCGUAGGGGCGGCUUCUCUUUUCCCCCUUUUUUCUUUUUACAAAGCAAAGGGGCCCCUUCAAGGAGUAUCGGGGUCGGGUUGAUGGGUUUUCUUUUUUGUUUAUUUCUUCAUUCUCGCACAUAUACCCCUACAGGCGACGAACCGGACAACAGGCAAAAAGUUGGGGAGAACAAAGGAAAGGGACGCGCGCAGUUUUAAUAUUUUACCUACAAAAGUCGUCGGCGAGGCCCGGCUCUGCGAAAUAGUAUAAUAGUAACAAAUACCACAAAGCAACCAAGAGAUCAGUAAGAAUCACAUGGUUCGUCACUCUUUAC
This is a messenger RNA of Pyricularia oryzae 70-15, 2428 nucleotides long. Its product is annotated as MYB-1. NCBI's taxonomy places the organism in Eukaryota, Fungi, Ascomycota, Sordariomycetes, Magnaporthales, Pyriculariaceae. Gene Ontology annotation, cellular component: nucleus. The record is from RefSeq and is a predicted model, not a curated record. Bases 389 to 1576 code for a protein of 395 amino acids. The transcript has 2 exons. Gene Ontology annotation, molecular function: DNA-binding transcription factor activity, RNA polymerase II-specific; RNA polymerase II cis-regulatory region sequence-specific DNA binding. Gene Ontology annotation, biological process: mitotic cell cycle; positive regulation of transcription by RNA polymerase II.